Messenger RNA from Columba livia (rock pigeon), 2051 nucleotides. RefSeq names its product T-cell activation Rho GTPase-activating protein-like. Gene Ontology annotation, molecular function: GTPase activator activity. Gene Ontology annotation, biological process: signal transduction. The record is from RefSeq and is a predicted model, not a curated record. The coding region runs from base 488 to 1078 and encodes 196 amino acids. Lineage: Eukaryota; Metazoa; Chordata; Aves; Columbiformes; Columbidae. The transcript is spliced from 5 exons.
UCAGCCCCAUCCACACUCACUCCUGCCCCUGAGGAAGCCUGGCCUCUCCCAGGGCAUGUCUCCAGCCCAGCAACGUCCUCCUCUCUCCCCUGCAGGACCUGCUGGCUCUGCUGCACGAACAGGGGCCAUCCACGGAGGGGAUCUUCCGGCUGGCGGCCAGCGAGCGUGCCUCCCGGGAGAUCAGGGAGGCCCUGGACAGCGGGACCGAGGUCCACCUGGCAAGCCAGCCGGUGCACGUCCUGGCCGUCAUCUUGAAGGUGAGCCCUGCUGACCUGGAGUCCGGCAGCUCCCGGCUCUGGCGCUGCUGACGGGCAGCUGCCCGAGCAGGAGCCCAGAGCCGGGAGCUGCUCGGCACCCAGCGUGCUGGGGCUGCUGCCCGUGCUCCCGGCAGCAGCGACCACAGCCUGACGCGCAGCCCUUGGCAUUGCAGGACUUCCUGCGCAAGAUCCCCUCCAAGCUCCUGGUGGCGGAGCUCUACCAGCAGUGGAUGGCCGCCCUGCAGAAGAGCAGCAGGGAGGAGAGGCUGGUGGGGCUGAAAGAGGUGGCCCGCAAGUUACCCGCGGCCAACCUCCUCCUCCUCAACACCUUGCUGCGGCUGCUGCAGAACAUCAGCAGCAACGCCACCGUCAGCAAGAUGACAGCCAGCAACCUGGCCAUCUGCGUGGGGCCCAACCUCCUCGGCCCACCAGAGGAGGACACGCUCCCUCUGGACACGCUGGUGCAGGCGACAGCCAAGGUGACCCAGCUGGUAGAGUUCCUCAUCAACCACCGGGAGGAACUCUUUGAGGCCGAGGAGGAGCGGGAGGAGGAGGAAGAGGGGGCUGGGCUCGCCGCUGAAGGGGCCGAGGAGUCGCCGGCAGCAGGAGCAGAGGCGGAAACUGCAGAGGUGCCUGCAGUCGCUGAAGAAGGCGAAGCUCGGAAUAGCUCCUCUGGGCAGAGCAGCUUGCCAGGCUCUUCGCGGGAGGGGGGAAAUCCUUCCCCCCGGAAGAGAAAGCUCCCGCGCGAAGAGGAGAGCGAUGCGCAGCCCAGCAAGCGCAGGAGGAGCCUGGAGCCAGGGAGCUCAGGAGCGGGCGACUGAGCCAAGCCAGGUGGGGCGAGAGGAACAAGGAGCCCUGGUGUGUGAAAGAGCCUGCUCUCCCUCUUUCCAAUUGUCAUGCUGCUCUGAGUCUAGGAAAUAUUUCUGUGGUGCCCAGAGACGGCCCCAGAGAGGAAGCAUUCACCUUCCCUUGGGAGAAGGGGCAUGUCUGGAGGCAAAGAGCACUCCAGCGUUGGCGGUUUUCAUUUGGCACUUAGAACCCUAGAAUCAAAGAAGAGUUUGGGUUGGAAGGCACCUUCCAAGGUCACCUAAUCCAACCCCCCUGCAAUCAGCAGGGACAUCUUCAACGAGAUCCGGUUACUCAGAGCCCCGUCCAGCCUGGCCUUGAAUGUUUCCAGGGAUGGGGCAUCUACCACGUCUCUGGGCAACCCGCUCCAGUAUUUCACCGUGCUCAUUUUAAAACAGUUCUUCCUCUUGCCUUUGUCUUUGUGCUUAUCUUUGUCUUUGUUCCUCCUUGCUUUACCCUGGUUCAGUUUUGCUCUCCGUUCUUACUGCAGCUGUACCCAGGCCUGGCCCUCGAAGCAUAGAUUUGUACGGCAGUUGAGUCAAAAGCCCCUGUGUCCGCUGAAGCCUCCCCAAACUCGCACAGUCUAAAUCAUUGAUAGCAAAACCCCAAAGCCUAAUACCCAGCCCUAAGGAAUCCUGCAGAGGAGAACUGUGGAUGGGGCUUGCCUAUGCCAGCAAAGCACGAGUUGCUUGUUCUCCUCUCAGCCUUGUACUUAAUGCCUGUCUUUUCCCCCCCUCUUUCUCAAGGCAGGUUGAAGAGGAAGUCGCCCUCGUGUUGCCACCCUCAUGUUGGCUGGGCCGGACGGUCCAGAGUUUGUUUUAGUUAGUUUGUUGGUUAGCGAGUUAGAAAGUUUGUUAGUUAGUUUGUUGGUUUGUUACUUAGCAGGUUGGUUAGUUUGUUUGUUGGUUUGUUACUUAGCAAGUUAGUUAGUUAGUUAGUUAGUUAGUU